CCCAAGCAGAGGUGACCUCCAGCAAGGGGAGUCCCUGGACCCUAGGCCUGUAGGGCGAAUCCACGAGUUUUCCUGUGAUCGCCCGGGAGGGUGCAAGCAAGGCUGGAGGCGGGCGCUCAGGGCGCGGCCAGUGGCUCCUGGGGGGCGCACCGGCGGGGCUGGCUGGCCUUUGGCUGCUGUUUCUGCAGACUGCCAGGCGAAUGGCGGGACGGAGGGCUGUGGCCGUGAUCGGGCCCGGGGCGCUGCUGGUUCUGCGCGCUCUGCUGGCCGCCGCACACCCGCAGUGCUUGGACUUCAGGCCGCCCUUCCGGCCGCCGCAGCCGCUGAGCUUCUGCGCGCAGUACUCCGCCUUUGGCUGCUGCACCGCAGAGCAGGACGCGGCGCUGGCCCGGCGCUUCCGGGCCCUGGAGACCCGCAUGGAUGCCGGAAUGUUUUCGACGUGUGCCGGCUACGCGCUAGACCUGUUGUGCCAGGAAUGCUCACCCUAUGCUGCCCAUCUCUAUGACGCUGAGGAUCCGGCCACCCCACUUCGGACAGUGCCUGGCCUGUGUGAGGAUUAUUGCCUGGACAUGUGGCAGACCUGCCGAAGCCUCUUCCGUCACCUCUCCCCUGACCGUGAGCUCUGGGCCCUGGAGAGCAACCGGGCCAAAUUAUGCCGCUACCUGUCUCUGGAUGACACCGACUACUGUUUCCCAAGCCUGCUGGUCAACGAGAACCUCAACUCAAACCUGGGCCGUGUAGUGGCUGAUGCCAAGGGCUGCCUGCAACUGUGUUUGGAGGAGGUGGCCAAUGGGCUUCGAAACCCGGUUGCCAUGGUACACGCCGGGGAUGGCAGUCACCGCUUCUUCGUGGCGGAGCAGGUGGGGCUGGUUUGGACCUACCUGCCUGACCGCUCCCGCCUGGAGAAGCCCUUCCUGAAUGUGAGCCAAGCAGUGCUUACUUCGCCUUGGGAAGGGGACGAACGUGGCUUCCUGGGCCUUGCCUUCCAUCCCCGCUUCCCACAUCCCAACAAACUCUAUGUCUACUAUUCCGUGGGGGUCGGCUUCCGAGAGUGGAUCCGCAUCAGCGAGUUCAGAGUCUCAGAGGGUGACGAGAACACAGUGGAUCAUGGCUCAGAGAGGAUAAUCCUGGAGAUUGAAGAACCAGCUUCCAAUCACAAUGGGGGCCAGCUGCUCUUUGGGGAUGACGGCUUCCUCUACAUCUUUACUGGAGACGGUGGGAUGGCUGGAGACCCCUUUGGGAAGUUUGGAAACGCACAAAACAAGUCGGCGCUGCUGGGCAAGGUGCUGCGCAUCGACGUGGACCGCAAGGAGCGCGGCCUCCUCUACGGCAUCCCUCCCGACAACCCGUUCGUGGACGACCCUGGAGCGCGACCCGAGGUCUAUGCCCUGGGCGUGCGCAACAUGUGGCGCUGCUCCUUCGAUCGCGGAGACCCAGUGUCUGGCACUGACCGUGGGCGCCUGUUCUGCGGGGACGUGGGCCAGAACAAGUACGAGGAGGUGGACCUGGUGGAGCGGGGCCGCAACUACGGCUGGCGCGCUCGCGAGGGCUUCGAGUGCUACGACCGCAAGCUUUGCGCCAACGCCUCCCUCGAUGAUGUGCUGCCGAUUUUCGCCUACCCGCACAAGCUGGGUAAAUCAGUCACGGGAGGCUACGUGUACCGGGGUUGUGAGUACCCCAAUCUCAAUGGCCUCUACAUUUUUGGCGAUUUCAUGAGCGGGCGACUGAUGUCUCUCCGAGAGAACCUGGAGACAGGCCAGUGGAAGUAUAGCGAGGUCUGCAUGGGCCGUGGACAGACCUGUGCUUUCCCAGGUCUCAUCAACAACUACUACCCCUACAUCAUCUCCUUUGCGGAGGAUGAGGCUGGGGAGCUGUACUUCAUGUCCACGGGUGUUCCCAGCACCACAGCUGCACGUGGGGUCAUCUACAAAGUCAUCGAUCCCUCCAGACGGGCGCCUCCAGGAAAAUGUAAGAUCCGCCCUGCUCAGGUGAAGGUGAAGAGUCAUCUCAUCCCCUUUGUGCCCAAGGAAAAGUUCAUCCGGACGCCAGAGAGCACUCCGCGCCCCACAGCCCGUGCUCCCACUAAGGCUCCCCGCCGCAGGCGCCCUACGGCUGCUCCCCCUGCCCCCACCCCGCGACCCACAAAGCCCGCAAGGCCCACCCGGCGACCAGGGGCCCGGAAGGGAGGCGGGCGACGGCGGGGACGUCCGAGUACCGCGGUCCCCGAACCCCAGAACGGCUCGGUGCGUCUGGUACGGCCCGCAGGCCUGAGUCCCGGCCGCGGCCGCGUGGAAGUGUUCAUAGGCGGACGCUGGGGCACGGUGUGCGACGACGCCUGGGACACCAAGGCAGCCGCCGUGGUGUGUCGUCAGCUGGGCUUUGCGCACGCGGUGCGAGCCGCCAAGCGCGCGGAGUUUGGCGAGGGCCGCGCGCUCCCGAUCUUGCUGGACGACGUGCGCUGCGCGGGCAGCGAACGCAGCCUGCUGGAGUGCGCGCACGCUGGCGUGGGCACGCACAAUUGCAAGCACGACGAGGACGCUGGCGUCGAGUGCAGUCACCAAGACCCGAACCUGUAGCCUGAUCUCUCCUACCUGGCGGUGCUACUCGGCGAGUGGCCCCUUGGGUUUGCGGGCACGCCGUGCAGCAUGCACGAGCCAGGAUGGAGGGUUCAUCUGCACGUGACCUCGUGUGUGUGUGUGUGUGUGUGUGUGUGUGUGUGCUCGUGCGCGCGCGCGAGCGCGUUGGAUGAGAUCGCGUAUCUGUCAGCACUUCGGAGAGCAGCCACUGUUCAGGAACAGCACUGGGUAAGGAAGGGAAGCUGGAUGCCUUUACAAUGUCUGACUGAGGGAAGGGACCAGCGUUUCUCUGCCAGCGCUGAGUGACUGCAACCAGAACAGCAGGAUGGUGGCCUGAGAAACAUGGCUAAAAUGUGGGCAGCUGACCCAGUAGUCCAAGGCACCGCAGAAACAAAUGGGCAGUCUGAGAGCCACAGAGAAGGAUCUCAAAGGGGGGGGCGGGGCCUGUAGUCAUUCGCUGCCCACCAGGGACCAGGCUGCCAAAAGGAACCAAGCACCGAUGAUGGAAGGCAGACUAGAGGGCCUGGAGGACCUUUGAAACUAUUUGCUGAGUCCUGCAGGCACCCCAGGGAGGCUAAGUCCCCUCCAUCCCUGAAGGCUGAACCUCACCUAUUCCUGGGCCAGAAUGGGGUCGGGGCUCUACUUUCACCCUCGACCGUUUCUGUGCCUUCCCAGGGGAUCCUCAGAUUCCUCAGCCUCAUGGGCUAAGUAGCCUGUGGGGCCACCAAGACUACUCACUAGAGCUGUGUCAACAAUUUGACUAUUCAUAACCCUUCCUUCUUUUCUCUUAUCGCCCCCCACACACCUGGAGGCUGGGGUGCAAGGCAAGGGGUAGAGUAAAGAGGGUGGGGCCUGCGACUUCUGUCCUCUACAGUAAGAGAGUUCCUUGUAUGUGAAGGGCCUCGCUGGUGGCUUUGUGCCUUGUCCCUGGACCGAGCUCUGGAUAGCUGUACUUAGCAUCAGAUAGGGAUAGGGAAACAACCGAGUCACAGGCAGGGAAGACAGGGUACAGCCCAUGUUAUGCAGUGUGGCCAGGGCUCUGGGCAAGGCUUCUGGUCCUAGCUUUGCCGGAAAAAGUCACUCCUGCACUGAGUUUCCAAUCUGAACAGGCCUGCAGGGUGGUCCAGGCAGGGCAACUGGUACAGGCUCAGGCUCCUGGUCAUCACAGCCGAGUGGAGCGUUGUUGUACAGGGUCUCCCUGGUUGCUCUGCAACUUUGGAGCCAGUUGUUCUCUGAAAAAAAAAAUGUUGGUUUUUUUUGUUUGUUUGUUUUUUGUUUUUUGUUUUUUCGA
This is a messenger RNA of Mus pahari (shrew mouse), 3867 nucleotides long. RefSeq names its product HHIP like 1 (gene Hhipl1). NCBI's taxonomy places the organism in Eukaryota, Metazoa, Chordata, Mammalia, Rodentia, Muridae. The transcript has 9 exons. Gene Ontology annotation, cellular component: membrane. Bases 201 to 2576 code for a protein of 791 amino acids. The record is from RefSeq and is a predicted model, not a curated record.